CGUCAUCAUCAGCCUAAGAGCUUCAACGUCGUCAUCGAGAUCAGCAGCGUUCUCCGAAGGCGAAGCUGAAGAGCUGACGAUUUGCUGCGAUGAGCAAAAGCUUCUCUGAACUGAUAGGCGCAUCCCGUCCCGGUGCCGCCCGUUCACUGUCCGUUGUCACAAGCCAGACCAGUCAAAGUAAUCAAUCAGCCGAUUCGAGCCACUACAGCAACAGCGAAGACGAGUCUCUCGUCCUAACGCUUCCCUUCGUGAGCUGGACCUGCUGCCUGACGGUGCUCUUCGUCGGCAUCAUGGUCGCCAUCUUCACGCUGGGGAUAGCGCUGACGCUCACCAGUCCCGUCACCGCCGCGCCACAGCGCGUUCGCAGGGCUGGCGCCGACAACCAAACGUGCGCGAAGAGACGCUGCACCUGGCUGAUGCGCACGGUGAACGGCUUCUCUCCGGACAGCGCCCCCUGCGACGACUUCUACCGGCACGUCUGCAGAACACGCGACGGCCGCUGGCUCAGUCGCACCGGCCACAUGGACUUCGACGUGAACAGCGCCGUCUCAAGGCUGUUUCGAAAACCGCUGUCGCCAAAGAAGCGAGGGACGGCGGCGCAAAAGGCCGCCAGUCUCUACUCGGCGUGCACCAACGUACUGCGCCGCGACAGAUCGGAAAUGGGCGACCUGCGCUCUUUCAUGCGCAAGAUGGGGCUGGACCUCCUGGCCACGGGCGACAAGUCGAAGAAGGACGCCGUCGACGUCAUGUGCGCUCUCUUCUUCCGAUACGGCAUCAACACGCUGCUGUCCUUCGUGAUGCACGACCUGAUCGCCGUCAACGGAAAGAAGCUCGUGAGCGUCAGCUUCAGCCGCAGCUUCGACGCGUGGAUCGUAAAGCGCGAGAAACUGAUCGCGGCGAGCAGGAUCAGCCACUUUUACGUGCACUACGUGAACGCCUACCACAACAACAGUCGCAACGACACUUGGGACGUGCUGGCGAGGGUGUCGGAUGCGGACAACGUGGCCUGCUCCCUCCUGGCGUCCUUCCUCCGCAAGAGAGAAGCAGCCCCCGCACGCAUACGAAUACGGCACCUUUCUCGCUUCACGCAAUCGACGGUGUCCAGCCAAGAGUGGGUCGACGCCUUCGCCGUGCACAGCGGAUCCGCGUACGCCGCGGACGACGUCGUGUACGCGAAUCCCGCCGCGCUCAAGUUCUUCGACGCCCUGGUUUCCCGACUGGACCACGACGGCGUCAAGUGCGAGAUGGCCUGGUGCCUGCUCAGGGAGUACGGAUCGUACGCCGACAGAAGGCUCAGCAGCAGCGUCGCCGGACACAACCAGACGUGCCUGGAAAGAGUGGCGGCCGUCAUGGGACCCGCUCUUUACGGCACCUACAUCUUCAGACAGGUCACGGCGAAGACCAUUCGAACGGCCACCGACAUGGCGCUCAAGAUUCGCAGGCAGGCCGAACUGGACAUCGCGAGGGCGACGUGGCUGGACGCGAAGACGAAGCACCAGGCGCUGAAGAAGAUACAGAACAUCACGUUCCACAUCGGCUUCCAGAAAGGAAUGCGGACUACGGAAGAGCUCGACAGCUACUACCAGAACUACCCGUUCUCGGCAAAGCAUUUUCUGCUGAGCUGGCUGCGCGCGUCGAAGCUUACACGGGCGAAGCGGCUCGGAAACCGGAACAUGCUGCUGCCGCACCGCGCAUUCCCGACGGCCGCGUACGUGGGACAGGCGAACGCGGUUUUCAUAUCGGCCGACCUUCUCCGUCCGCCGGUCUUCGUGCCAGCGGGACCGGAGUCCUUCAACUACGGCGGCCUGGGACAGAUCAUCGCCCACGAAAUCUUUCACGCCUUCCUGAUCUCGACGAAAGGACUUGACAAGAAGCGGGUCCAUCGCAGCCAACAGGGCACAAUGAAGGACAAGAUGCGGUGUCUGAAGCGCUCUCACGACGAGGCGCUCCAAGGCGCGACGCUUCCCCAGCGCCGUCAUUCGGACGCGGAGAACGUCGCCGACCUCGCCGGCGCAGCUGUGGCGUUCAGGACGUACGCAAACUUGGGCGGCCGCAACGGGACGGCGUCGCACCAUGCCUCCUCCGAGGAACAGCGCCAAAUGUUCUUUGUCGGCCUCUGCCUCAAGCACUGCGAGCACGAGGAAAGCGACGCCUCGCUAUUCACGCCGUCGCCCCUUCGAUGCAUCGUGCAGCUGAGGAACAUGCGCGAAUUUUCCGCCGCGUAUCGCUGUCACGACGACGACGCAAUGAACGCCGCCACGAAGUGUUCUGUUAUUUAAGGCGGACUUCGAUACGAGCAGACUUUUAUAGAGUGUAUUAGAACCUUAUAUUGAAGUACACUUUAACACUGCCCCUUUGCUUGAUUAUUAUUAUUUUUUUGGCGCUCAGUGCAUUUCGAUCAUCGUGCAUAACUCUAAAGGAAACGUGAAAUAUAGUGCGUACUUUGA
Messenger RNA from Dermacentor albipictus, 2447 nucleotides. RefSeq names its product endothelin-converting enzyme 1-like. Gene Ontology annotation, molecular function: metalloendopeptidase activity. Gene Ontology annotation, biological process: protein processing. Lineage: Eukaryota; Metazoa; Arthropoda; Arachnida; Ixodida; Ixodidae. Gene Ontology annotation, cellular component: plasma membrane. The record is from RefSeq and is a predicted model, not a curated record.